Messenger RNA from Umbelopsis ramanniana AG, 637 nucleotides. RefSeq lists its product as uncharacterized. NCBI's taxonomy places the organism in Eukaryota, Fungi, Mucoromycota, Umbelopsidomycetes, Umbelopsidales, Umbelopsidaceae. The transcript has a single exon. The coding region runs from base 149 to 493 and encodes 114 amino acids. The record is from RefSeq and is a predicted model, not a curated record.
GGAGUGCUGGCCUAAUCAGGCCGUCAGACGGUUUGGUCUUCCCCGGUGCAGUUCGGCAACAGGCUCUUUUGAUGUACUACAAUAUAUGGAAGAUGAAAGAAGCAGCAUAUCCGAAACUCAGUAAAAUGGCGAGGAAACAUUUGGCUGUAUGUGCGAGCUCAACCCCAAGCGAACUUUCUUUUUCGCUAGUGCCAUAGGUCUCGCACUACAAAUGACGAACUUGAACCUUACUGACGGCUAUGUGACACGCAGUACGAAAGGAAAGCUCCUAGACAUCCCUGCCACAGUUAAUGAGUUUUCACAUCUUUCUCAAAUACCUUACUGUGGCAAAGUCUAUCACUCCAUGGUACCAUUCGCAAUCACUGAUUUCCUCAACGACAACAAACCUAACUUUAUGCAGUUUGGACUCCACACAUUGAUUCUAAUCAUGGAUUACCAAGACUGCAAUGAUGUCUCAAUACGCUACGCUUCCAACAACAGAAGUCCCAACUAAAGACAUGGAUAUCGUAGACGACGCUUCUGAAAACAAUACCACGGUUGGAAUACGUCCUCACAAUACUAACAAUAUAAAAAUAUCCAGCUCACCCUCGACCUUGGAAAGCUGAACAUCCUCCACAAACUCCCACUUACGCUGCUA